Molecule: messenger RNA, 2654 nt
Organism: Lotus japonicus
Lineage: Eukaryota; Viridiplantae; Streptophyta; Magnoliopsida; Fabales; Fabaceae
Exons: 4
Coding region: 103-2355 (750 amino acids)
Molecular function (GO): protein binding
Source: RefSeq, a predicted model, not a curated record
AUCCUAAUAUAAAUACACUCCCAGGCGCUCACUUCUUUCAACUUUCCUUCUCUCGAUUCUCGCGUCCACAGACAGCACUCUCCGCCCGUCCGCCGCCGCACAAUGACGGUGUUUUCAGCCAAACAAGUCUUCCCGGUGGACUACGAAGUCGAGGUCUCACGCCGCCUCCUCGAAGCUUCUCACUCCGGCGACCUAGCCCUUGCCUCCCCCUGCAUUUCCGAUCCCUUCGUCGACGUCAACUUCACCGGCGCCAUCACGUUGAAAACCAGAAGCACUGACCUCGUUCUCCACCAUGAAUCCGCUAGCCAGGUCCGCGUUGAGUUCCAGGAGUUCGUCACCGAUGUUACGCCACUGUUCCUCGCCGUACACGCCGGAAAUGCUGGCCUUGUCCGGAAGCUACUGGUUGUGGGAGCUGAUGUAAACCAAAAGCUCUUCAGAGGCUUUGCAACCACCGCAGCAGUGAGGGAAGGGCACCUUGAUAUUCUUGAGACGUUACUCAAAGCAGGGGCAUCGCAGCCAGCUUGUGAAGAAGCACUUCUAGAGGCAUGCUGCCAUGGGCAAGCGGGGUGUGCAGAAUUGCUCAUGAACUCUGAUUUGAUCCGACCUCAUAUUGCUGUACAUGCUCUUGUCACCGCGUGCUGCAGGGGGCUUGUAGAUGUGGUUCAGACUCUCAUAAAGUGCGGUGUGGAGGUAAAUGCGACAGACCGGGUACUUUUACAGUCACUUAAGCCUUCUCUCUACACAAAUGUGGACUGUAAUGCACUUGUUGCAGCUGUAAUUCAUAGGCAGGUCCCUGUUGUCGAUUUGCUGCUGCAGAAUGGUGCUCAGCUAGACUUCGAAGUCAGACUUGGAACAUGGUUAUGGGACACUUCAAAUGGUGAAGAGCUUCGUGUUGGUGCUGGACUAGGAGAACCUUAUGGCAUCACCUGGUGCGCAGUUGAAUAUUUUGAAAGAAGUGGCGCUAUAUUACGCAUGCUUCUGCAACAUGUCUCCGUCAAUAAUUCUAACCGUGGGAGAACCCUUCUACACCAUGCUAUCCUCUGUGGCAAUGUUGAGGCUGUCAGGAUACUCUUAGAAUGUGGUGCUAAUGAAGAAUCCCCAGUCAGAACAGUCAGCAAGACCGAGUUCCUUCCAAUUCACAUGGCGUCUCAUAUUGGCUUACCAACAAUUGUUCAAUGCCUUAUUGAUUUUGGUUGUAAUUUGAACUCCAUAACGGACUCCGGUGACACAGCUUUAAUGGUUUGUGCAAAAUAUAAACAAGAGGAGUGUCUCAAAGUACUAACCAGGGCUGGUGCUGAUUUCGGGUUGGUUAAUUUGGCUGGUAAAUCUGCGAGUUCAAUUGCUGAGUCAAACAAGUGGUCACUUGGUUUUCAGCAAGCGGUGCUGGACACAAUCAGGAAAGGCAAUAUACCCAAAUCCAGCAAUGCUUCUACCUUUUCUCCUCUAUUGUUUGUAGCUCAAGCUGGAGAUACCGAGGCAUUGUCAACUGUCAUUGAAUCUGGAAAAUUUGAUCUUGAUCACCAAGAUGAUAGUGGUUUCUCAGCAGUAAUGCAUACUGCUUUGAAGGGUCACGUGGAGUCAUUUAGAUUGCUUGUAUUUGCUGGAGCCGAUGUAAAGCUGUGCAAUAAAUCUGGUGAAACAGCAAUAACCCUAUCUGAAUUAAAUCAGAACCGUGACUUAUUCGAAAAGGUCAUGCUUGAAUUCGCGCUUGAAAAGGGCAACCGUAACACUGGUGGCUUCUAUGCCUUACAUUGUGCAGCUCGUCGUGGUGACUUGGAAGCUGUGACAUUGCUCACCAGCAAAGGCUAUGAUGUGAAUGUCCCUGAUGGGGAGGACUACACUCCGCUCAUGCUAGCAGCAAGGGAAGGCCAUGGAUCCAUUUGUGAGCUUCUAAUCUCACAUGGGGCUCAUUGCAAUGCUAAAAAUGCUCGAGGGGAAACUGCACUUUCACUUGCAAGGAAGUUCCGAGGAGGGAAAAACGAUGCAGAGGCUGUUAUACUUGAUGAACUUGCUCGUAAGUUGGUAUUGGGUGGUGCCUGUGUUCAGAAGCAUACCAGAGGUGGUAAAGGCUCGCCACAUGGGAAACAAUUAAGGAUGUUGGGCUCUGCAGGUGUGCUGCGUUGGGGAAAGUCAAGGCGGAGAAAUGUGAUAUGCUGUGAGGCAGAGUUAGGGCCAAGCUCAGCAUUGGGGAGAAAUAGGCGCAAGAAAGGUGAUGCAGAUGAACCUGGAGUUUUUAGGGUGCUUACUAACAAGAACAGAGAAGUGCAUUUUGUUUGUGAAGGGGGGCUAGAAGUUGCUGAGCUUUGGGUGAGGGGUAUUAAGCUUGUAACUAGAGAGGCUAUUUUUCAUUUGUAGAGAUCGAUCUAAGUGCUUAUUUGAAAAUUCUUUUAUAAUUGAUUUUAAAGUCAAGAUCAAUUAUCAGAAGAAGCUUAUGUGAGUAGCUUCUUAGUGCUAGAAUUGAUCAUGGGGAAUGAGAGUCGAUCGAAACAUGCUAGAAGUAGCUUUAGUGUCAAUAUGGUAGGAUAUAUAGUUGCUUGGGGUAAUACUUCUUCUUGAAGUAUUUUAGCUGCUUUUCUAUUGUAAAGAUUUUGAUCUCUCUAUAAUAUUUGUACAUCCUUUUUGGGAGGUUGGGAAAGUUGAAAACAGGAAAGCUC